Mercenaria mercenaria is the source of this 927-nucleotide messenger RNA. RefSeq lists its product as uncharacterized. The record is from RefSeq and is a predicted model, not a curated record. Lineage: Eukaryota; Metazoa; Mollusca; Bivalvia; Venerida; Veneridae. Bases 1 to 927 code for a protein of 308 amino acids. The transcript has a single exon.
AUGGCUAGUGUAACGCAUCUGAAGGGUGUUCGGACGAGAUUUAGAAAUAUUAUUGAGAAGAAUGUUCAAAUAUGCGCGAAUUUAUCUCAACGGGAUAUAGAAAUAGAAAGCGUGGAUGCUAGUAUCGCGGAAACAAAUAAAUGUAUACAAAAUCUUCAAGUGCACAAUGAAAAGUUAGAAAAGAAAAGUGACAAAUUGGCAACUGCUCUUGAAGAUACUGAUCCUGAAUUUGUGCUGCAGAUAACGAAUGACGAUAGUACAUUGUGUGCAUUGGCAGUUGAAUGUUGCAUAGACUUACAACUGCUUAAAGAGAAAUUUGUUUGUUACAAGGGAAAACAGCAAACAAAAGUAUUCAAUAGUGAAAAAAAAGAGCAACUACAUACUGAAGAACUUGUGCAGUUACAAAGAAAUAUGCAAAAGUUCAUGGAAAUGCAAAUAGAACAACAGGAAAGGUUCAUGGAAAGCCAAAAGCAAAAAGACAAAGUGUCUUCAAUUAAAUUACCAAAAUUGGAUUUAAUUUCCUUUUGUGGAGACAAAACAAAAUGGAUCGAGUUCUGGGAUUUGUUCAAGUGUUCAGUUCACGAAAAUAGAAGACUUUCCAACAGUGAAAAGUUCAAUUAUCUAAAGAGCAAGGUUUAUGGAGAGGCACAACGUGCAAUAUCAGGCUUAACAUUAUCCGAUGCUAAUUACGACAUAGCAAUUUAUAUUUUGACAAAACGCUUUGGAAAUGUGCAAGAAACUGUCGAUCUACAUUACAGUAAGUUAAUCAAUUUAACACAUGCAACUAACAAAACAGAUAGUUUAAGAAAUCUGCUUGAUACAGUAGAAAGACAUAUACGUAGCUUAGAAGUUCUGGAACAAAAUGUUAACCAAGAUGUGUUUGUGUCAAUGGUCAGAACCAAAAUACCAGAAAAUGUAUUAGUUUAG